UUCAAUCGUUAAUAUCUUUAACAAAAUAUUCAAUAAAUUUUUUUAAAAAUGUUCAAAUAUAUUAUUGUAAUUUGUGCCGUAAUUGCAUUCACUUAUGCUAGACCAAGUGUAUUUGCAGCACCAGCUGUAGCAUUACAUGCAGCACCAGUUGCUGUAGCUGCUGCUCCAGUUGUAACAGCAACUAGUAGUCAAUAUCAAGUACGUAAUCAUAAUCAUGUUCUUGCUACAGCACCAAUUGUAGCAGCAGCACCAGCUGCUGUUGUAGCAGCACCAGUAGCAACAUCAUAUGCAGUAUCAAAUAGUUGGAAUUUACCAUAUGCUGCAGCCACUUAUGUUAUAUAAAAAAAUUUUUCAAUAUAAUUAUAAUUUUAUAAUUUAUAAAUGAUUAGUGAAUAGAAGAAAUGAUUUAAAUAUAAAUUGAUAUGUACAAUAUUAUUGUUAGAGAAUAACAAACAAAAUCUAUCGUGUGUUUUUAAAAUUAAAAUUUUCUCUUAUAAUUUUCUAGAAAGCCAAAUAAUAUGGAAAUGGGAAACAAAUUCACGUGAGUUCAAAGCUUUUGUUCUGAAAUUGAUUUUUUGUUAAUUUCAAAUAUGAAUUUGAUUUACUGGUGAAGCGUUUAAUAAUAUAGUUCCGGCCAGGAUUCCCUUCCAACUUUUAA
Molecule: messenger RNA, 658 nt
Organism: Condylostylus longicornis
Lineage: Eukaryota; Metazoa; Arthropoda; Insecta; Diptera; Dolichopodidae
Product: cuticle protein 16.5-like
Exons: 2
Coding region: 49-342 (97 amino acids)
Source: RefSeq, a predicted model, not a curated record